Molecule: messenger RNA, 848 nt
Organism: Mytilus trossulus (common blue mussel)
Lineage: Eukaryota; Metazoa; Mollusca; Bivalvia; Mytilida; Mytilidae
Product: protransforming growth factor alpha-like
Exons: 6
Coding region: 247-813 (188 amino acids)
Biological process (GO): epidermal growth factor receptor signaling pathway
Molecular function (GO): receptor ligand activity; epidermal growth factor receptor binding
Source: RefSeq, a predicted model, not a curated record
AUUAAGAUUUUUAUGUUUCAUUAGAAAUUAAAUAUGUUGAUAUUCCUUAGUCCUCAGCUUUUGCUUUGAUUAUUUCCCAAGUGAGUGUAUUUGCCGAUUCUGUAGCAACAUUUUUUGGAUAUUAAUUUGCAUGAUUUGAAUAAAACGGAUUAUAUCUAGCAAAAGAUAGCUCACAUCUAAAACAUCAAAUGGCUUGUUACUUAUAAUUCUUGACUAUAAUAGUGUUUAUAAAGCAGAGAACCAAACAUGCCAUUACUGAGUCUAUUGUUUCCAUGCUACAGUCUGGUGGUUGCUUUCACAGCAGAGGGUUGUAUGAGAAGCUCUACUGACAAUUCAACUGUCAGCAAAAUGAAGUACAAUGUUAAUAACCAAACGAUUCCAGAAAACCAUAGACUAGGUUGUACAUAUAACGAAACACAAACAUUGGCCUGUUUAAAUGGAGGAUCAUGCUUUGCUGUAGAAGUAGGAGACAGAAUAGUGCAAUGUGCAUGUUAUACUAAAUAUGUUGGCAUACGGUGUGAGAUGAUAGAUCCGGAAAUGAUAUUUGGUCCAUCUGAAAAAGAAAAAGACGUCAGAAUUGGACUCAUAUCAGGUGCUACAGCAUACCUCAUCUUAAUUCUUAUUGCUGUGCUGGUAGUUUUAUACUGUAGAAAGAUUAAAAAGAGAAGGAAGGAGACGUCCACUCUUAGUACAGCGAAUUAUAAAUCAGAUGGAGACAAAGUCAAAGGUUAUACUGGAAAGGUUAAAUCAGAAGUAACUUUUAACCUGAUAGAAAAAAUGAGUGAUAAACCAGAACUGGGGAAUGACACUUAAAGAGUAACGGUUUUGAAAUAAAAUUGAUUUGUAUA